CCUUCUUCUCCUUCAUUUUUCUUCUUCGAUCAGACGCCAAAACACAUCAGAAGCCCUAGAGCUUGAGCCGUCGAAAAUGUCGAAGCGAGGACGUGGAGGAACGUCUGGUAACAAAUUCAGGAUGUCACUUGGUCUGCCUGUUGCAGCCACAGUUAACUGUGCUGACAACACAGGUGCUAAGAACCUUUACAUCAUUUCGGUUAAAGGAAUCAAAGGUCGUCUCAAUCGGUUACCUUCUGCUUGUGUUGGUGACAUGGUUAUGGCCACUGUCAAGAAAGGUAAGCCAGACCUCAGGAAAAAGGUUCUUCCUGCUGUGAUUGUUAGGCAACGUAAGCCAUGGCGCCGAAAGGACGGUGUUUUCAUGUACUUUGAAGAUAAUGCGGGAGUGAUUGUGAAUCCUAAGGGAGAAAUGAAAGGUUCUGCAAUCACUGGACCCAUUGGGAAAGAGUGUGCAGAUCUCUGGCCAAGGAUUGCUAGUGCUGCUAAUGCCAUUGUCUAAGUCAAGAUCAUCUAUCACUUUUGCUGGUUAUGUAUCUAUGAUACUCGAAAUAGUUGAUGUUUUGGGUGUUUUAAGUAGAGAGACAACAAUCUUUUGUGAGCUUCAGACAAAUUUCAGUCUCGUGUUUCUAAAAGAUUUUGCUUAGUUUUUCCAGUUUCUGGUUUUACUUUAAUGGAAAUCAUUUGAUCUGAUUCUGAGGGUUUAAAAGCUUUUACUGUUGAUUGAAUUGUGUAAAAAUUGAAGGUAGUGUGCAGAACUGUAGAAGAAACUCUCUAAUACAAAACCAGAAUAUCA
This is a messenger RNA of Arabidopsis arenosa, 793 nucleotides long. The record is from the annotation of a GenBank genome assembly. NCBI's taxonomy places the organism in Eukaryota, Viridiplantae, Streptophyta, Magnoliopsida, Brassicales, Brassicaceae.